UUGUGUUGGCAGAGACGUUGGCAUGCGCAGCUACAUCCGCGACGCUACCCGCCGCAUCAAAGACCCUGGAAUGGGCCUUCCGCGACUCAUGUACUCGGUGAACUUGGAUAAGGUGUAUGUGCUUUGUCUGGCGCUACGAGCAAGAUUGAUGCACUUGUAGUGGGGAAGACUUGCGAUCGAAGUUCAUCGCAUCCGACUGUGACGAAGAAACCGAGCAAUUUCUGGACGUACGUCCUGGCGGUGGAUCUCCGGUCGCGACUGCUUAUUAGGGGAUAACGUUUUAGAGUUGCUUCAACUCAGGGGUGUACAACAUGUUGACGUCGAUGGUGUCUACAGUGCUGAACCAGUUCUACUCCGUCACGGACACCAACGGGAUGCUCCAUCGGGGCCAAAUGUUUGUGUUCUCCCGCGCUCAAGCGGCUCGUCUCUUAAAUUUCCCCAACGGGCGCUGCGGAGGCAAGCUCUUGGACAUCGGAGCCGGCGACGGCAACGUGACAGCCAAACUCGCAACGUUUGUCGACACGGUGUAUUCCACAGAAGUGUCCAUGCCAAUGGUUCGCGCGCUCAAUGCAAAAGGCUUCAAUGCAACCCACACGGCCGUUUUGUCGCAUCCUGACAUCAUUGCGAAUGGCCCGUACGAGAUGAUCAGUUUGCUGAAUGUUCUCGAUCGCGCCGACACGCCGCUGACGCUUCUAAACCAAAUUCGCGACUUGCUCACGCCGACUGGUGUCCUGCUAAUCGCUGUCGUCCUGCCCUUCUCUGCCUUCGUGGAAAUGGGGACGCAAAAACUCCCCCCCAAGGAAGUCCUGCCGAUGAACGGUGGAUUGUGUGCAGAUGGAGAUUCGUUCGAAGAUGCGGCCCGCAUCAUGUCUGCCAAGGUCUUUACUCCUUGCGGAUUUGAAGUUCACUCGUUCAGUCGCGUGCCGUACCUUUGUCGAGGCGACAUCUCCCAGCCGUACUACGUUUUGCAUGACGCAUUGUUUACCUUGAAGAAGUCGUUGCACAACUUGUAAUCCCCCUGAACACGACCACCCGUUCAGUCCUCGUCAUUGUCGGUUCCAUUCAUUCCCAACUGGCUGCACGGCGGCUACCAAGGCGAGUCUACGACAGCUCUGACACGGUGCAUGGAGGGGCAGCUGCAUCACAAUCCAUCCUAGCAAGGGACUGCAUGGUCCGUCUUCGCGCACGACACACACCAAACAACUUUUGUCGCUCGGGAGACCGAUCCGGUCGGUUGGUAUGGCGGCGAUUGUGCGAGUCGUCGAAAGAUCCUGCAGGACGCAAGGAAGAGUCACGCGGAGCGACGGAGGCAGAUGUGAUAUGACGCUAUAUUUUAUGAUGGCUUCAAAUGUUUUUCCUUUAUUACGAGUUCAAGGUGGACAAAUAUAUUUAAAAAA
Molecule: messenger RNA, 1397 nt
Organism: Aphanomyces invadans
Lineage: Eukaryota; Oomycota; Saprolegniomycetes; Saprolegniales; Verrucalvaceae
Exons: 8
Coding region: 312-1013 (233 amino acids)
Molecular function (GO): protein-L-histidine N-pros-methyltransferase activity
Source: RefSeq, a predicted model, not a curated record